Molecule: messenger RNA, 339 nt
Organism: Paramecium sonneborni
Lineage: Eukaryota; Ciliophora; Oligohymenophorea; Peniculida; Parameciidae
Source: the annotation of a GenBank genome assembly
AUGAAAUUUGCCAUAUUGGCUAACUAUUAUCCUGAAUGGAAAGAUAUUAAGGUAAUCAAUAAAAAUAAAACCAAAACUUGUGUUUUAGAUGAUAAGAAAAUAAAAACUACAAGUGUUAAGAGAUUUGAGAAAGUAGAGAAUGAGAUGUUAAAUUUAAAAUUUGACUUUAUUAAUUUACUAUAUGAAAUACAUCAAAUGUAGAAGAUUUUACAAUUAAUUACACCAUCAGAUCUGCGCUUAAAUAUUCAUUUAAAUUAAUCCAAAUUAUUAUUUUAAACAGAUCAAGAUUUAAAUGAUUUUAGUAUUAAAUAAUAGUUUUAAUAGAACAUCAUUGUUUGA